This is a messenger RNA of Sciurus carolinensis (gray squirrel), 1645 nucleotides long. It is a transcript of the gene Lyset, whose product is annotated as lysosomal enzyme trafficking factor. NCBI's taxonomy places the organism in Eukaryota, Metazoa, Chordata, Mammalia, Rodentia, Sciuridae. The transcript has 2 exons. Bases 378 to 887 code for a protein of 169 amino acids. The record is from RefSeq and is a predicted model, not a curated record.
GCGGGAGGGCCACUCGGGACAGGAAGGUGAGAGCCGGGACCUGCUCAGCUUUGCAGGCUGUCUCGGACGGCGGCCGCCGCUGGGCGCCGGGCUUCGGCGCUGCAGGGCGGCGAGGCCCGGCCUGGCGCUGCCUGCGCAGCCCGAGAGCGUAGGCGGGCGAGCGCUGCAGGGGGCGGGGCCGGCACCAGGGAGGCCCCAGUGGCCCGUGAACCUCCCGGCCGGGCCGGGCGACCAGACCGGCUCUGCCCGCGGCGACAGGGGCCGCGCCGCCGCGUGACCGCCUGUAAUCACGCUGUACUUAAUCACUAUUAGCUUGUGCUCCAGGCUGGCGGCGCUCACCUUUCUCCCCGAGCUGGGUGACCCAGGGGAUUUCUUUUAUGGUGGCUUGUUCUGAAAUGCCAAAGCCACCCGAUUAUUCAGAACUGAGUGACUCUUUAACGCUUGCCGUGGGAACAGGAAGAUUUUCGGGACCACUGCACAGAGCAUGGAGAAUGAUGAACUUCCGUCAGCGGAUGGGGUGGAUCGGAGUGGGACUGUAUCUGUUAGCAAGUGCAGCAGCAUUUUACUAUGUUUUUGAAAUCAAUGAAACUUAUAACAGGCUGGCUUUGGAGCACAUUCAACAGCACCCUGAGGAGCCCGGUGAAGGAACCACAUGGACUCACUCCUUGAAAGCUCGGUUACUCUCCCUGCCUUUUUGGUUGUGGACAAUUAUUUUUCUGAUACCUUACUUACAGAUGUUUUUGUUCCUUUAUUCUUGUACAAGAGCCGACCCCAAAACCGUGGGCUACUGUAUCAUCCCCAUAUGCUUGGCAGUUAUUUGCAAUCGCCACCAAGCAUUUGUCAAGGCUUCUAAUCAGAUCAGCAGACUACAACUGAUUGACACAUAAAAUCAGUCACUGGUUUUUCUUACCAAACUGCCAAUACUAUAUGGAGUCUGAUCACAAGACUGCAGUUUCUUCACAGAUCUCAGGAAGUUGUGGUGGGACAGAGGCUUUUUAAAAAAAUGUGACUAAGGGACUAUCUUUAUCUGAAUAAUAAUGACUUUUUAGGUAAAGCCUGAGACAUAGUACUACAAAAUCAUGUUGAUGACUUCAGGUUUUACAAGUAAAAUUGUGUCUUGUUAUUUGUAUUCUUUAGAAACUUGAAUAAGUACCUGAACUCAUUUCUAUUCUACUGUGCAACAUAGUGAUUCAGAAAUUUUUCCUUGGGGAAAAAAAUGAAUAUGAACAUUUCCAUUGUGUUAAGUGUAAAAAGGUCCAAACAUGCUCAUAAAAUUUAAGUUUUAUACAAUUACAUGGCUUGCUUUAAGAUUCUUCAAACUCAACACACUAAUCCAUCCUUCUGUAAUAAGCCAAAUGUUUAUGCUUGCAUGCUUUCAGUUAGAGGAACUGGUAUAAAAUUACUGAGGUAAUGGUUAUGGUUUAUUAUUAUUUUUGGUGCUAGGGAUCGAACCCAGGGCCUUACACUUUCCAACCACACACACUGCUACUGGACUACAUCCCCAGCUAUGAUGGCUGUCUUACUAAGCAGAAUUUCUUCUGGAUAAUGGCUGGCUAAAUCAUUAUUAAUGUUACUGGUUUAAAAAAAUCUUGGGCUGAGUGUGGUUGGUGCGUUAUCUGUAAUCCCAGCAACUCAGGAGGCUGAG